AUGAUCACCACCACAAUAUAUUCCUCGGAUACAAUCAAUGUUCCGCCAAUAACUGGUUCUGUAAUCCAAGGCAUAGCAGCCCCAAAACUAGCAGCACCAGUCAAACCAAGACCAGCAGCUAAACUUAAUCCUCCAGUAGCUGUUCCCAAAACAAUUGGAAUAGCAAUGCACGAUGCUUGUGUUGCACAUUGUAUCUUCGUUAUAUCAUUUGUUCCUAUCGCUAUAAAACAAUCUGUUGUGUAG
This is a messenger RNA of Didymodactylos carnosus, 243 nucleotides long. Lineage: Eukaryota; Metazoa; Rotifera; Eurotatoria; Philodinida; Philodinidae. The record is from the annotation of a GenBank genome assembly.